UCAUUUAUAAAGGCAAAAUGAGCGAGGGGGUGAAGCCGAUAAACACACACGAGGAGUUUAUAGCCAUCCUAGCAACCAACCAGGACAAAUUGGUAGUGAUAGACUUCUAUGCGGCAUGGUGCAAGCCCUGUAAGAUGAUAGCUCCAUCGGUGGAGAGGUGGAAUAAAGAGUACAAUGGUGACGUACUCUUUUAUAAGAUAAACGUAAACGAGAAUUGCCAGACGGCAGAGAUCUGCAAAGUCAAGUCAAUGCCCACGUUCCAGUUGUACAAAGGAGGAGAGGUUAUUGAACAGGUGUACGGUGCUAAAAAGGAAGUUAUCAAAGAAGCGAUAGAAAAGAACAAAUAAUGGAUAACGAUACUGAUAGAACUACAAUUGUAAAACCUAUUGAACGAGUAGCUACCUUAUAGCCAAGCUGAGGAGAAAGUAGAUAAUAUCUACAAGAUAUGAAGAUGUACAUAUCCGUGUAAUGUUGUUCUUUGCCGAGGGUAUAUGUAAUUUAAACUGUCAGUGAUUGCCGUCUUGGAAAUGAUGGGGCUGUUAUGGGUUCUUUACAAGCAAUAGCUGUUUAAAGAGCAAUGCUCAUUUUCACCCCAUUUAUCAGGGGCACUCAGUACUUGAAUGGUAAAUAAGGUAAAAACCUCAAAAUUGUGCCAUAACUCGUGUGGGACUCACCUAUUAUUCAAGUUUGGAGAAUUAUAAGAAUAUCAUUUAAAUCAGGUGUUAUUUAAAUUCAUGACCCUGGGAUGCUCCUCAUGCCAUGACCAUAGCAGGGAAUCUAGCAGUUUUCAUGGACCUUGUACUUUGUGUUCACUGUUCAAUAUCAUGAUGCAGCAUUUUUUAACUUUGUAUAAUAUCAUAAUUAUGUUCUUUGGUUGUGUUUGUAUGAUAAAGUAUUGAUAUAUGAUAUUGAUAAGAUGUUGUGAGUUUUGAAAAAAAACAUUAUUUUAACUUAGUAA
This is a messenger RNA of Bolinopsis microptera, 958 nucleotides long. RefSeq lists its product as uncharacterized. The record is from RefSeq and is a predicted model, not a curated record. Gene Ontology annotation, molecular function: protein-disulfide reductase activity. NCBI's taxonomy places the organism in Eukaryota, Metazoa, Ctenophora, Tentaculata, Lobata, Bolinopsidae. Gene Ontology annotation, cellular component: cytosol. Bases 18 to 347 code for a protein of 109 amino acids. The transcript is spliced from 4 exons.